AUGGGAACAAAGAAGACAAGAAUCAACGUGGCAGUGCAAGUGCGUCGCUUAGGUUUGUAUUGCAGGCACCGCAUAUAUCUAAUUCAGUCAAAGGUUGCUUUGAGAGUUGGUCAUUGGCCCAAUUGGCCCUGAGCUUUUGGGCAUACGAAACUCACUGCAAUGACUUGCUUAAAUGACCGCCAAAUAAUAGUAUAGCUUCCCGAGAGCGUAAUUGCCCAAUGCCCAAAGCAAUCCCCUUGAUUGAACAAGGUAUGAAUAGAUUAAACAUUCAGUUUAAUGUCAGUCGUCUAAUCCAUAAACCAUUGCGACCUUUGUUAAACAUCUAAGAUGCAUUGCAAAGGUGUAUCAUAAGUAACUGUCUGUCUAGUUAGAGUCCUCUUCACUGUACCUUAAGAGUUAAUAAUAGGCCCCCUUCACUUUUUUAUCUACAUAAUGAUCCUCCAAACUGUCUGAAUGCUGGUUCUACAUUUUCUGCACCUAGCAUACCUGAUCUCGAAUUACAGAUCAAUACUGAAUUGAAGCAUAUUGAUCUCUGGCUUAAAGCUAACAAUUUAAGUCUCAAUGUCGCCAAAACAGAGCCUAUGAUUAUUAGCUCGGGGCAGAAACUACAAUCUUUAAAUGACUACACGAUAAAAAUUUAUAAGGAUGGCGUCCAACUAAACGAAACAACUCGUAGCAAAUUUAUUGGGCUUACGGACGAUAAUCUCUCUUGGAAGGCCCACCAACAUGACAUUUCAAAAAAGCCCCCUGAAACAUUGGUGCGCUUAAGCGAGUCGAGCCAUUUGUUUCUAUGUUAACUGGAGUUUCAUACUUAAAAUUCCUUAUUAGCAAAUCAAAUACAUGAAUCGGCACUCUUUCUUUAGUCACUUGCAAUGUUACUCAAUUUGCUAAUUCAGCCCUGCACAAUAAUCCAGUUGAUGUCAAAUUUUAAAACUUUUUACUUGGCCAAAUAAUAUUUUGUUUGACAUGUUAAAGAAAGUUUUUUUGACUUAGCUUUUGAAAACUCCGUCAUUGUGGGAAACAACAGAAACCACUUGACCUCCUUAAGCAACUGGCUUAAAUCUGUGACAAAAAGCGUGAAUUCUUUCUGGAAGCGCUGUUGGGGUGCAUCCGUGGACGGCUGGGCUGCAAGUACAUUUCACUCCCGAUGUGAUGGCAAGGGCCCGACUGUGACAAUAAUAAGGGUUGGGAGAUACAUUUUUGGAGGAUACACUAGUAUUUCAUGGGGUAAGUGAACAUUGUAAACCAGACGAUUGUGCCGUUAUUUAAGCAUAUGUUCAGUUAAAAGUGCAGCUUAGUACUAAGAUGGCCGCGGAUAAAGGUUUAUAGGGUUGGCGAAUCUAGAUGCGGGUACACAUCCCUGGCCCUUCAAGGACCAAGGAUCGCCCUAUCUCAGUAGACUUAAUAAGGUGUGAGGCAGCAUGGCCGAGUGGUCAGUGCGUAGGACUCGCAAUCCGGCAGUUCCGGGUUCGAGUCUCCCUCUGGCCACUUGCUGGAUUUGUUCUCGGUCGUCCCGAGUUCAAAUCAACGGCCACGCUUGUAAAAUAGCCCACUGGUUGCCUCCUGUCAGUUGGGGUUUUAAAUCCUGUUAUGUUGUGUCUGAAUUAUUUGUUUUUGAAGUAUUUACUGAUUGUAAAUCGCUUUGAAUCACUAAGAGAAAGGCGCUAUGUAUAUGUAUAUGAUUAUUAUAAUAUUAUAUUGUUAUUAUAACUAGUCUGAAUGAGCCACAAUCCCUCUCCCCCCUCGCCCCACCUCAAGAUCUCGAUCAGGAAAGUGAUGAAUUUCUAGCUUGCAAAAACGGACCCCAUAGUAAUAAUGAAAAUAAUAAUAAUAAUAAUAAUAAUAAUAAUAAUAAUGAUAUUAAUAAUAACAGUUGUUUACAUUUGCUCUGUUGAAAACCACCAUGCAGACCACCAAGAAGUCUUUUUUAGCUAUAGUUAUACUAAAUUUGUAUUUAAUUUUCAUUUUGAGAAGAGUUUAAUAAAGUAUGUUUUUUUGGUUUAAAAAAUUGAAAAAAAAAAUAUUGUACUGUUCGAAUAUGUUUGCGCUUGAAAUUAGUUUCUUUGAUUUUAUAAUUGAAAUGUUUUUAAUUGAAAUGAAUUUUUUUAUCGAAAUGAAUUUUUUAAUCAAAACAAAGUGUUUUUUUGAUCGAAAUGAAUUGUGAAUAGUGCUUAAAAAUAAUAAUAAUAAUAAUAAUAAUAAUAAUAAUAAUUGUUGUUGUUAUUGUGAUAAAUAAUAAUAGAACAAAGUAUACAUUACUGUCGUAAGAGUAAUAUGACUAAUGGCACCACAUAAAAGAAAGCUUUGGGAGAUGGUGAGAAAAACAAAACGUAAGUUUAAAGAUUUGAUUUAGUUAAGUCACACAAAACAAUCUAAUUCUUGUUCUUUUUUUCUCAUUAACUGCAAUUUAUGAUAAUUGCAAAUCUCUGCUAAUUGACACUUCUUGUCCGCAGACACCUCACCUCAGCUCCGAUAAGCGGACAGUCCCUUAAGCCUGGUUCUCCCCAGCGUCUUCCUUAGUAUUUCAUUGAAUAAUAGCCGGGGUCGAUUACUAAUUAUUUUCGUCAAAAAGGGGGCGAUUAUUUCAAUCACUGCUCACUGUCGGAAAGUCGUGCCCCAAAUAUUUUGUGUUAUAUUGAUUCCCAUUAAAUCAACAAGAGAUCAAGUAAACCAGGGCAUUUUUAGUGCUUUAAUUAUGCCUCCUUGAUUACUUUUCAAUGUCAAUAUCCUCGGCGUAAGAGCUUCAAUCGUCACUCUGAUACGUUUUACCGCAUCAAACUCCACUUCAACUUGGAGGGCACGUGAUAAAAGAAAGAGAAGAUGGCGGAAACGGUGUGUGUGUGGGAGGCGAUUAAUCGUUGGGCUGCUAUUAUUCGAGGAAAUACGGUAUAUACAAGCACAAGCUAGAUUGAGCAUAAGGACCUAGCGAAGAUAUCUUUAACUAAAUGAAAAGCAUAAAUACAAAAAUAUCAAAACCUUGAGUUUUUCUUAUACUUAUGCUUCUUACGGUAGUGCAUAAGCGUUUCGUUAUGCUCAUGCUUAUACGUCUGCUUGCGCCAAUGUCGCUUGUGAAAACCGGGCCUUAGUCUUGAUCCCUGCAGAAACAUAAAAACACGGAUCUCAAUCUCCCGUUAGUGUAAAUCUCUCUUCGGCUGAAAAACUGACUGGUUCAAAGAGUGACCGCUUACGGUAGAUUCUAUUAUAAUUACAGCAAUACUAGAAAUGAUAAAGAAAUUCAUGAAAAAGAAACCAGAAAAGAUUGAAUUGAUUUAGCUCUUGAUAAAACAUGAUGUGCAAUACUUAUGUAAACCAAGCAACUCGAAUUUGCCUCAUUAAAAGAAAAGCUAGUAAUUAUUAUUAUUAUUAUUAUUAUUAUUAUUAUUAUGCUACUAUUAUUAUAUUAUUAAUGACAUUAUCAUAGGAACUAGGACAGUAUUACUAACUUAUUUUCAAUAUCUUUUUACUUUCUCUCUUCUAGCAUCAUCAGCUGGCAGCCAUCAAUACGACUCCAAGGCCUUUUUAUUUUCACUGGUGAACAAACCAGGAUGGGCGCCUGUUAAACUGUCUCAGACAGGGCAGAAUAGUUAUAGAAAGUUAUAUUCCAUAAAUAGUUACUCAUCAUAUGGGCCUACAUUCGGAGGAGGUCACGACAUUAACAUAAGAAGCGACGCAUCAUCCAAUAGCAAUAAUUAUAGCAACCUUGGCCAUACCUACAGCCCACCGAGCGGGUACAUCGUGUACAGCACCUUCGCACGAACUUUCCUGGCAGGAACUUACAAGUUCACACCAGCCGAAGUUGAAACCUUUUACGAAACAACCUAC
Messenger RNA from Porites lobata, 3822 nucleotides. The record is from the annotation of a GenBank genome assembly. NCBI's taxonomy places the organism in Eukaryota, Metazoa, Cnidaria, Anthozoa, Scleractinia, Poritidae.